UCCGGGUCUAUGUAGUGAGAGGCUGCCGGGCACACGCGCGAGCUGCAGGCGCAGAGGUGGAGAGUUUGACUUUACAUUGUCCUCCUCCUCCUCCUCCUCCUCCUCCUCCUCCUCCUCCUCCUCCUCCUCCUCUCUGGGGCUGUGUUUCUCCUGCGCCCGGACACUGCGCUGCCUGACGGAUAUGUGCACACAGGAUGAUGACAACCCCUUUCCUCCCCGUAGAAGUAAAAUAAAAUAGGCUUUCGCUCACACUGGAUUUACUCCUGUCGUUCCAUAUGAAGAAGCCAAAAAUUUGGAUACGCGUCUGUGUCCAUAUACUGCUGUUCAUCGCACUUGGGGUACAUUCGAGUAGAUUUGACGUCAACCCAGUGACAGAUGACAUCUCAAGACUCUCUAUUUUGAGACAAAAUAUUCCCAAAGAUUACAGGAUUCCUGUACAGUACGUUACAAAAGAAGAGGGAGGCAUAUGUUGGGUAAAAUUGAACGUCUUCUACUUGGAGGAGAGUUUACAAGAUUUAGCGCACAAGUUUGGAAACAUUUCAUCCAACAGAAAAGAUAUUAGCAUAUUCAUCCAAAUGCUCCAGGAACUGCGGCUCAACAUGGGGUCUUUGGAGCCCAUCAUGUAUGAUUUCGAGUGCCACUACCGGGAAGAGAGGUGGCAGACGGGGCGCUACUUUGACCUGGUCAAAAACUUCCUCAUAGCGGCGCAGAAUGAAGAAGAUUCAGACGACUGUGAUCCUCCUCCAUGUCCCACGACGUCGUACACAGCAGCGACAGAAAAAUAUUUAAAUGUAUCUCCAGCGUCCAGCAGUAAAGACACCGAAUGUGCAACAGGCUGCAAACCACAUUCUAAAAUGAGCGCCCUGACGGAGGUGAUGGAGCGAAGCCUUCUCUCCUUACUGUUGAUUCCCCUCCUAGCUCUCGUAUUCCUGCUCGUAUGGAAGGUCCGAUCAUGUAGGAACGAGGAGGAUCUGCAUCAGAACCCUGGAGACGGUGGACUCUUCAAAGAAGUGACUGCGCCGCCACGAGAUGCUGAAGUAUCGGAAAAAAACAUGUUGAACGUCAUUGAGAUCGUGUAACAACGCUCCUACCCUCCGAUGUCCUUCGGCGUAAAUCGGACCCCCCCCCCCCUCCAUCCCUCCCUCCUGUUGGUGUCCAGAGGUGAUGGAAGAAAAAAAGAAAAAACACGACAAAAAAACCACGAAAAAGCACGAAGCUGAACUCUCCGCCCAAAAAAAGAAAAGGGGCGGUGGCUUGUUGUUGUCUCCAGAUUUCAUGGCCGCAGAGUUGUUGCCGUGCCCGAGGUCCGACGCGCCGUCCCCCCACCGUGUGGAUCGGCUCGCCUUUCUUGUAAGACUGCAUGAAUCCUUCUGGCAGAGACUACGAUUCAAGCCGAGCGUCCCGACCCCCCUCAACUGGCCUCUCGGGCUCCCACGUCCUCCAGAACCUGCUGCUCCAUGAACUAUCUGGAGGAGGACUCCCCCCCCCCCCCACAGCCCCCUUUCAGGACGUUGCAACAGUCUGCCGGUGUUUCUUUUGGACCCACCAGUUCAUCCUCAAACCAGCGGUGCCGAGAGGGGCCGACACUCGUCGAUCCUCCCGCAUGGACUGAGGCGUGAUCUACUACCUCCAGUGACCCCCACGUCUUCAACAGCGAGCCCCACGGGGGUCCUCUACGGUUCCGGGGGGGGGGGGGGGGGGGGUUCCCUCAAGAAUAUAAUGUUCAACAUUGUAGUCCCGACCCGUAGUCCCGUUGUCGAGGUCGAGGCUCGAGCUCGCGGGCGGUUGAAUGCUGUAUUUAUUUAUUUGGUGGCUGCACUGAGCUGCAUCGAUACAACUGAGAUGUUUCAAGCGAUCAUUUAAGAGCACCUCUACUAAUGGAAUUUAAAGAACAAUCUAAAUAUAUAUAUAUAUAUAUAUAUAUGUGUGUGUGUGUGUGUGUGUGUGUACGAACACAUCGUAACCCGGGCCCCUUUCACGAACAAGUUACAUUUCCUGUUACGAUGUUGUUGCUGUGGUCGGCGUCGAUGACUCGAGUGUGAAUGGCUAACAGAACAGAGACGCUGCUUCCACUAACUCACAUUUACAUUCUGCUCAUGAGUAUCAGGGACGUCUGUGAAUCCGGGAUUUUGUCUUCAUUUUAUUUUUAUUUUGUUCAAGGUGAAUUCAGAACGUAGGUGUUAGAUGUAAGUCAACGACGGGGCCUCCCCUAGUUAAUGAUUAGCUCUAUAAUGCCUUUAUUAUUGUUAUUAUAGUUCUUUGGAUUAUCUCACCUUUUUUUCCCGCUUGCAAAGCAAAAACUGUUACGGAGGUUUUUGAUGGCCAUGGAAACUAAUAUAAAGAGAGUGAAAUAAUAAGACUGAUUAUACAGAUGCUAUAUAAUAUAACAUUUCAAUAACCUAUCAACAACUCUUUACCUUUUCUCUCCAUGACCUAUACUCACAAAUCCAAAUCCACGAGCUCGGUCUGUUCCCUCAUGGUUUGAUCUGUUCUUCUUCUGCCUUUGUCCAGUAUCAUCAGUGUUGUGCUUGCAUAAUAAAAACCCAUUACAGACAA
Pseudoliparis swirei is the source of this 2556-nucleotide messenger RNA. RefSeq names its product kit ligand a (gene kitlga). Gene Ontology annotation, biological process: cell adhesion; positive regulation of cell population proliferation. NCBI's taxonomy places the organism in Eukaryota, Metazoa, Chordata, Actinopteri, Perciformes, Liparidae. Bases 276 to 1079 code for a protein of 267 amino acids. Gene Ontology annotation, cellular component: plasma membrane. The record is from RefSeq and is a predicted model, not a curated record. Gene Ontology annotation, molecular function: stem cell factor receptor binding; cytokine activity. The transcript is spliced from 10 exons.